This is a messenger RNA of Scaptodrosophila lebanonensis, 912 nucleotides long. It is a transcript of the gene Sod3, whose product is annotated as extracellular superoxide dismutase [Cu-Zn]. Gene Ontology annotation, molecular function: copper ion binding; superoxide dismutase activity. The transcript has 5 exons. The record is from RefSeq and is a predicted model, not a curated record. Lineage: Eukaryota; Metazoa; Arthropoda; Insecta; Diptera; Drosophilidae. Bases 95 to 745 code for a protein of 216 amino acids. Gene Ontology annotation, biological process: removal of superoxide radicals.
AAACAUCACGGUUCGUUGACAGCUUACGCGGAUAAUUUUGCAUUACUGGCGUUUAUUUAAUUAAUAUAUCAAAACAGUCGCUAACAAGCCCAACAUGCUUCGUACUGUACUGAUAUCGGUGGCUUUCUGCGCUGCCCUCAGCGCUGCUGCAAAUGCGCGCAACACACCGAUGGAGGCCAUAGCUUAUGUAAUCGGACCCGUUCAGCCAGAUGGCUCACAAGUCUCAGGCAACGUCACCUUCACACAGAACGCCUGCGGCGAGAACGUCCACGUCCGCAUACAGCUAGUGGGUCUGAAGGAGGGCAAACACGGGUUCCAUGUGCAUGAGAAGGGAGACCUGAGUAACGGCUGCACCAGCAUGGGUGGUCACUACAAUCCGGACAAGAUGGAUCAUGGCGCGCCCGAGCACGAAGUGCGCCAUGUGGGUGACUUGGGCAAUGUUGUGGCCGACAAGGAUGGGAAAGUGGACACAACAAUCACCGAUCCUGUCAUUAGCCUAACUGGUAAACGCACGAUUAUCGGUCGCGGCUUAGUUCUGCACGAAUUGGAGGACGAUCUGGGCCAGGGAAAUCAUACGGAUUCGAAGAAAACGGGCAAUGCUGGCGGUCGUGUGGCCUGCGGUGUUAUCGGUGUUAACUCGGAAGUGGACGAAUGGCCCUGCAGGGAUGGCGGCGCUGGUGUCCUUAAGCAAUCCAUGUCCGUUUUGGCACUCAUCAUCGCCGUAUUUAUCGCUCGUGGCAUAUAGUGUGGCAUGCUCUAUAAGUAGUACAUAUUUCGAAAUGUUGCUCCCACUCAUCGUAUUAUAUCAGUCUGUUCUUACAAAAUACUCUGCAUACCACCCACUAACAAAUGUUCUUGUAAAUCAUACUAUGUAUUCAUGAAAUAAAACUAGAUAUAAUUUUUUAAAUGGAA